AGGCACAGCACGCAAAACAAGUCCUCACACCGGGAGCGAGCCGCUACACUGACACUUGUCACAGUUUCCCCCGCGCCUCUUGAACUACUUUUAUUUCAACACUUCAAGAGAGAAAAAAAGCAGCGGAGAGCCAGUUUGUUUUCUGUUUUGGAGCGUGUGGAGCAGCGUGCAGCGAUGGAGCUGUCAUCCAUAGGAGACCAAGUGUUUGCAGUGGAGUCAAUAACAAAGAAGAGAGUGAGAAAGGGUAAUGUGGAGUACCUACUGAAAUGGCAGGGAUGGCCCCCAAAGUACAGCACUUGGGAACCAGAGGACAAUAUUUUGGACCCUCGCCUGGUUCUGGCCUACGAAGAAAAUCAGGAGAAGGUCAGAGCUCUGGCCUAUCGCAGGAAAGGACUCAGACCCAGGAGGCUCGUGCUGCGGAACAUCUUUGCCAUGGACCUCCGCAGUGCUCACAAGGUCCAGGACAAGCCUCCACCCCGACUGCGCCUCUCCCUCACCCGCUCCAUGAGCACAGAUGUGGACCAGGGCGAGCGGGGUAGCAUGUAUUGUCGUCAAGUAAGGAGGAGGAGCAAGUAUAGGGCGUUGAAACGGGGCCCAGAUGGACCCUCAAACAAACCCAUCCAUCCACCCAGGAAGAAAGAGGAGUCCAUGGAGGAGGACUGGGGAGUCACCAGUGAAGAAGAGAAGCAAGAGUCUGAAAGCACCAUUGAGGAGAGGCGUGAAGACAGUCUAUACGGUCAGUCCGAGUGCAGCUCCCCGCCCCUGCUGGAGCGACAGGACUUGGAAAUGGAGGUGGAGGAGAAGGUGGAGGCCGCCCUAACAGCAGUAGGCACAGAGAUGUGGACUGACAGAGCAGGCGGAGGGACGUCUGAAAUAAGACUCAAUGAAACAUUUGCGUGCGACCCAUCAAAAGACAGUGCCUCCGUGCCAGAGGCCGGACCAGAGGAUGCCGUUACCGUGGGCAACAUGUUAGAAUGGGACAGAGGUGAGGAGGGCAUGGUCUCAGGGUCGGAGUGUCUGAGUCACAGAUCAGAGGGCGACGUUUGUCAGAGAAACAACACGACCACGGUGAUAGUAAGCGUUCAGGAGAGCAGCGAGGCAGCAGGUGAUGCCACCGCUGUCUGUUCGGCUUCAGAAUCAUGGAGCGAGGAAGUGAGAGGCGACAAUCAGAGCAUUACUAUGACAACACCAGGUAGUCAGACUGAUCCAGCUGAAGCAGAGCAUCCUGGGAAGGUGAUUGUAACAAAAGUGACUAUCAACUCCUUGACAGUGACGAUUAAAGAAGCCAUGGUGGCCGAAGGCUUCUUUAGGGGCUUCUGAAUGAAGAGACAGAUCAAAAUAACCAUAAUUAGACUUGCCACUCAUUUUCUACAUGUAAAUAGUCAUAUAUGUAAGAUAAUUCUUCAUGUUUACAAAGCUACACUCAUUUCCUGCUGAGUUCAAUGAAGAAAUUAUUGCCUUUGAAGAAAAAAUGAGUGGUAAUUUUAUCAUUGUGGCUCAUUUAUUAGGAGUGAUAGGAAGCCAGAGCCCCCCCCCCCCCA
Molecule: messenger RNA, 1541 nt
Organism: Scomber japonicus (chub mackerel)
Lineage: Eukaryota; Metazoa; Chordata; Actinopteri; Scombriformes; Scombridae
Gene: cbx7a
Product: chromobox homolog 7a
Exons: 6
Coding region: 175-1320 (381 amino acids)
Biological process (GO): negative regulation of transcription by RNA polymerase II
Cellular component (GO): PRC1 complex
Source: RefSeq, a predicted model, not a curated record